Molecule: messenger RNA, 9426 nt
Organism: Coregonus sp. 'balchen'
Lineage: Eukaryota; Metazoa; Chordata; Actinopteri; Salmoniformes; Salmonidae
Source: the annotation of a GenBank genome assembly
ACAACACGGGGCACAACGGUAGCAUCUGUUAAUGGGAUUUGAGACAAGCUCAUUGUGAUCAUGUGCAACGCUCGACGGUGCCGCCACCUCCAAACGGUUUACAGGUAGGUGCUAAUGUGUGUGACCGACAUUUACUGGUAUGCCUUUAUUCCCUAUAUAAAGUCGUAUUUUGUUUACCGAUCGAUAUACUUGCUAUCCCUUUUAAUUGGCUUUUUAUUACAAUGCGGCAGUCUCGGUAACGAGUCAGGGUCAUUGAUAUGCAGAUGUUGUUUCCCGUUGCUUGGAGACAUGCUGCAUCCUCUGCUCGAGCCGCACUGUGUACACAGACACCAGCACCGGUGUUAUUUAUUUCUCCUGGCAAUUACCGUGCCAUCAAUCACAGUAUGAUGUCCGCUGUCGGUCUCAUUCUUUGUUAACGGCCAUGUCACGUCACCGGUGAACAGGCACGUAUCUGGCAGAGGCCUCACAGUAAAUCAAUCCUACUCAGAGACAGCAUGCUUAUCCCUUUCUCUGGUAGGCCUACUGUAGGUUAAACACACCUCGCGGUGUGAAAGAGAAAAGUAGCCCAUAUGCCCUAUAUAGCCUAUCGAUCCCCUAUUCCAUAUUAUAAUGACCGUGUUUGCUAGUAUGAUUUCCAAACACAACAGAACAAAUGACAUAUUACCUAUUGGGCUAUAUAAAUGUGGGUUGUAGGCCUACCACACAAUAGGUCGUUAUUGUAAAAGAGAAUGUGUUCUCAAUUACUUACCUGCUUGAUUAUAUAAGGCAAUAGGGCCAUUAGGACGAUCAAACCCAAGAAAGCAAUAGCAUGGAUGGAAUUAGCCUACAUUGAGUCUAGGCCUAAACCCAGGCUGUGUGACUGUGUAAUAUAUAUACACUCAUUGUCAUUCAUGUCAAACACAUUUGCUUUUGUACUCUGGUCAUGAUGCUCAAAGGAGUGGAUUUUCACUGGAGCUGUCCUGGUGCUGAAAAGACACGUGGGUGCUGAAUAGGCGAGUGGGAAGUCACAUAUAGCCGUCUUUCCCUGCUGCUCACUCUAUGCCAAGUCGACCAUAUGGCUAGGCUCAUGUUUAUCCAAGAAUACAUGUAAUCCCCUUUAUAGAGUGGUGAUGUUGCCUAUCAACAAGGACAGCCAUGUAUGUUGUUCUAUUGCGUUAUUUGUUUAAAUGCUCCAUCCUUUUGGCUUAAGGUUCUAUAUUUACGCUCUAUAUAGGCCAAUAGGCUAUUAGACUAUGGUGUAUGUUUUGCUCUCAUUCUAUAGGCCCAAUACACACACACACACACACACACACACACACGCACACACACACACACACACACACACUAUACUUGUAAGGACUUUUUGAGGACCAAUAAUUGACUGCCAUUCAAAAUCCUAUUUUCCCUAACCCUAAACUUAACCCCUAACCCUAAUUGUAACCCUAAUUCAACACUAACUAAAAUAGCUUUUUUACAAGUGAGAACUGGCAAAAAUGUCCUCACUUAUAGGAAUUUUAAUUGGUUUACUAUUCUUGUGAGGACUUCUGGUACUCACAAGUAUAGUAAAACGUGUACACACAAACACACACUUUUGUUUUACUAUCCCUGUGGGGACAAAAGCCUUUUUUCACAUUCAAAAUCCUAUUUUCCCUAACCACAAACCUUAACCCCAAAUCCCUAACUCUAACCCUAAAACUAAACCUAGCUCCUAACCCCUAACCCUACCCAUAACCUUAAUUCUAACCCUAAACCUGCGAAAUGGCCCCACUUGUCCGAAUUGUCCUUGUUUUACUAUGAGGGCUCCUGGUUCCCACAAGGAUAGUAAAACCAAACCACACACGUACACACACACACACACACAGGCAGAGAGAGAGACAUCCAAAAACAUAAACAUGGUCAUGGUGGUCUUGGUCCACUUUGCAUUUGACCCACAUAUCAUCAGCAUGAAUGUCAUUAUACAGUGCAUCUGUGCAUUCCAUGGUCUCAAUAGUGGCAGCUUUUCUGUUAGAGGUUUAAGCACAAAUCUGCUUAGGAAUGUAUGGUAUUAGCGUGGUCAUGUCAAGCACGUGUAGCCUACUUUAGGGCCGACUGAAUUCCAGCCAAUUCCUAAAGUCUCGUUCAUGAUAGGUCUUCUUUGUCCCCCAGGGUCAAUAAAGCUCAUCAUCAUUGUCGGUGACCUUGUCUCAUUUUCAACCUAUUGCACCUAGAGGGCCAAAGAAUUAUACACUUGGGUAGACCAGAGCCCUCUUGUGUAUUGGACUGUGCACCAAAUAAUAACUUUUGUUACUGAAGUAUAAAUAAAGGAGGCAAAAAUCGCUGACCCACUGACUCCAGACGCACACAUGCAUCUCUAUUUCACAGCAGGGCCUUUCACAGCAGGGUGAGCAGAUAGGGGGUCUCGAGCUGCUCACACAGCAGUAACCUAUUGAGCUUGCCUCGGGACAAAUGUUUAUCCGGUCUCGUGGACUCCCUCAGUUUAACCAUUUGAGCCAAACGGUUUCACCGGCUUACCGUGGCUUUGGCAUCUGUCGCGGCAGUAUAGUCAUUAGCAGCGUUAAAACUUAUAGAGCUGUGGGGUUGAUUAAUGCGUUGUCUUGUUCGGCGGUGAUACGUCGUCUCUUCAUGCCCAAGAUGUGGUUGACUUUUCGUGGAGGAGAAAGAGAUGGACGAAAACGAGAGGAGGUAGGGUGUAAUCAUCCUAUGCAGACUUCGCACCAACGAUUCCAUGGUUCCUUCAGGGAAAAAGGCAACGUGUUUUCAUAGGUGUUAUUGUUAAUUGACCACAAAUUAUGAUGGACCCUACUUUCUUACAACACGCAACAACGUGCAUAGCCUACUGCUGGCUUUUAAAAUACACUAUCGCAGAGGCAAUAUGUAAAAUUAUUUUAACUGUUUUAAAUGGUUAGUGCAAAGUCAUGGAACUCCUGCGCCAUCACACGCUCUGGGGAGCGGUCGCUGUCCAGGUGUUGAAAAGCACACGGGAUUGUCUCUCGUCUUUUCGCCAUUCACACUCGCGUGACGCGCCAUUGUCCGCUGCUUCAUAAAAUAAUCGAUUUCAUGAUGUCUUAUUGGGCUCUGAGCAACAUUUGAGUCCAAUAGCCUGCAACAGGGAUGGGCAACUGGCGGCCCCGUCCAAUCUUUUGUAGGCCCAUGGAUACAUUUCCAAAGACAAUAUAUAUACAGUACCAGUCAAAAGUUUGGACACACCUACUCAUUCCAGGGUUUUUCUUAAUUUUUUAAACUAUUUUCUACAUUGUAGAAUAAUAGUGAAGACAUCAAAACUAUGAAAUAACACAUAUGGAAUCAUGUAGUAACCAAUUUUUUUUUAAACAAAUCAAAAUAUAUUUUAUAUGUGAGAUUCUUCAAAUAGCCACCCUUUGCCUUUAUGACAGCUUUGCACACUCUUGGCAUUCUCUCAACCAGCUUCACCUGGAAUGCUUUUCCAACAGUCUUGAAGGAGUUCCCACAUAUGCUGAGCACUCAUCCCAAACCAUCUCAGUUGGGUUGAGGUUGAGUGAUUGUGGAGGCCAGGUCAUCUGAUGCAGCACUCCAUCACUCUCCUCUUGGUCAAAUAGCCCUUACACAGCUUGGAAGUGUGUUGGGUUAUUGUCCUGUUGAAAACCAAAUGAUAGUCCCAUUAAGCGCAAACCAGAUGGGAUGGCGUAUCGCUGCAGAAUGUUGUGGUAGCCAUGCUGGUUCAGUGUGCCUUGAAUUCUAAAUAAAUCACAGACAGUGUCACCAGCAAAGCACCCCCACACCAUCACACCUCGUCCUCCAUGCUUCACGGUGGGAACCACACAUGCGGCAAUCAUCCGUUCAACUACUCUACUUCUCACAUAGACACUGCGGUUGGAACCAACCAUCAGACCAUAAGACAGAUUUCCACCGGUCGAAUGUCCAUUGCUUGUGUUUCUUGGCCCAAACAAGUCUCUUCUUAUUAUUGGUGUCCUUUAGUAGUGGUUUCUUUGCAGUAAUUCAACCAUGAAGGCCUGAUUCACGCAGUCUCCUCUGAACAGUUGAUGUUGAGAUGUGUCUGUUACUUGAACUCUGUGAAGCAUUUAUUUGGGCUGCAAUUUCUGAGGCUGGUAACUCUAAUGAACUUAUCCUCUGUAGCAGAAGUAACUCUGGGUCUUCCUUUCCUGUGGCGGUCCUCAUGAGAGCCAGUUUCAUCAUAGCGCUUGAUGGUUUUUGCGACUGCACUUGAAGAAACUUUCAAAGUUCUUGACAUUUUCCGAAUUGACUGACCUUCAUGUCUUAAAAUAAUGAUGGACUGUAAUUUCUCUUUGCUUAUUUGAGCAGUUCUUGCCAAUAAUAUGGACUUGGUCUUUUACCAAAUAGGGCUAUCUUCUGUAUACCACCCCUACCUUGUCACAACACAACUGAUUGGCUCAAACGCAUUAAGAAAUUCCACAAAUUAACUUUUAACAAGGCACACCUGUUAAUUGAAAUGCAUUCCAGGUGACUACCUCAUGAAGCUGGUUGAGAGAAUGCCAAGAGUGUGCAAAGCUGUCAUCGAGGCAAAGGGUGGCUAUUUGAAGAAUCUCAAAUAUAAAAUAUAUUUUGAUUUGUUUAACACUUCUUUGGUUACUACAUGAUUCCAUAUGUGUUAUUUCAUAGUUUUGAUGUCUUCACUAUUAUUCUACAAUGUAGAAAAUAGUAAAAAUAAAGAAAAACCAUGGAAUGAGUAGGUGUGUCCAAACUUUGGACUGGUACUGUAUAUAUAUAUACAUAUUUUUUAGGAACUCAGUCAGGAGGAUCACAACUUACUGUUAGUUAGAAGAGUAGAAUGCACAAGGUGCAAUUUCAAAAUGUGGUUGUGCAUCAGCAGCUUUUCUCUUGUUACAUCAGUCACUGUCAUUCACUUAAUUAGCCCAUGCCAGCUAACAUUUGGUAAGCUAGUCUAGCUGCCAGCUAUCUAAACUUGUAGUAAUCAUGGUUGAAUUACCAACCUGGCCCCGGUUGAUUUUGUUAGUCACUCUCACUCUGAUAUCAUAUUAAAAACUGCUAACAUUUCUUGCCGCCCCAUGGCAAAAUGUGUAGAAUUGCAUGAAAUUAGUUAAAACAUUUCCAAAUCUUCCAAAGACAAAUGGCAAAAUGUGUAGAUUUGCAGCAUUCUUGUUUUAAAACUGCAACAUUUUCUCUACACCCCAUUGUAAAAUGUGUAGCAUUGCAGGAAAUUAGCUCUAAAACGUCCAUUUUUUUCUCUUCGCUGUCAAGAGAGGAGAUGCUGAAAUGUUUUGCUCGCAAGGUGGGGAUAUGGAUGUGGGUGGGUAUGCAGAAUCGCGAGCCCCUGCUGCCCAACAUGAUGAGUUCAGAUGUUUUGUGGACCCCACCCCAUCCCUGACCUACAACAUUAAUAUAGAAAACACUCAAGUGCUGUGGUGUAAGUGACAUACUGAGAAUGACUGCUUUUCUUUCCAGGUAACAUUUUUAGAAGCUGAAAUGAUCCCCAAAUCAAGAAAAGCUUCAGACAGUAGAAAGGCAGUAAGCAUCCAGGAGAUUGCUGCUCUGGCCAGAUCCUCCUUAAAUGGUAAGAGACAGAAAGACAGACAGAUAUACACACACACACACACACACACACACACACACACUGAUUCACUUUCAUCUCACACAUACAAAUCAUGCGUCCACUUAGGGCUCGAUUCAAUCCGUAGCGCUGAAGACCUUUACUACAGCACCAUGGAAAUUUAAAGGCAAUGUUCCCUCUUUAGCGGAGACUGCAUUCACGGUAAAGGCUGCAUAUGUCGGCUCAAUCGGAAAUUACCUUUACAUUUCAAUCGCUCUAUAGUGCUGAUCUUCAGCGAUACAGAUUGAAUCGAGCCCAUAUACAUAGGAUUCAGGACCCAUCAUUUUUAGAGGUCACACACUCUCUUUAACCCAGGCCUCCUACUUCUCUCUCUCCAGGCAUAUCCCAGGCGAUGAAGGACCAUGUCACCAAGCCCACGUCCCUGCAGGGUGGCAGGGUCGCCCACCUCAUAGAGUGGAAGGGUUGGCCCAAAUCCACAGACUCCCCCACGGACCCUCUCCACACACACUUCAAGUCCUACUGCCACCUCACUGAGGGAGAACAGGAGGCGCGCUUCGCUGCAGGUGCGUGUCCCUCCACCAACUCAGCCAGUAAAGUAGAGCCACUGUCAGGUGAUACACACCAAUUUAAAACAAUUGAAUGUUGUCCUCUUUUAAUAUAUUUUAAUGUAUCUUAUCUCAUCUUAUCUCUUUUAGUUUAUUUUUCAAGAGGACGUAUACACCUUCUGUUUCUAUUAUUCAACUAAUUCUGCAAUCAAUGGUGUUUAAUCAAUGGCUCAGAUAGGAUCGUAUCAGGAAUAUGUCCUCUGUACGGUACUUUACUCUGUGGAUUUCAGUCAUUAGCAUAUGACGUCCAUGCUGACAAUUUUUGGGUCAAUUGGAUCAAUUUGUGUGCGUACGUUCGUACAUACUUGUAUGUGUGUAGUCCUGACCCCCUCUUUCAUCCCUACACCUGUCCCACAGCUCUUCUCUAACCCCUUCAUAUGUCUCAGCUCAGAUCUGUGCCCCUCCUGCGUCACCUACGUGAUGACGGCCUGUCCUAUGAGAGCCCAACAGAUGGUAGCCAAUUAGAGACUCUCCUCCAACUGUCACUUCACUGUCCCCUAGUGUCCCCAUGGGGAUACAGCCUCUCUCAUGUUCACUUUCUAACUACAGUUGAAGUCAGAAGUUUACAUACACCUUAGCCAAAUACAUUCCUGACAUUUAAUCCCAGUAAAAAUUCCCUGUCUUAGGUCAGGUAGGAUCACCACUUUAUUUUAAGAAUGUGAAAUGUCAGAAUAAUAGUAGAGAGAAUUAUUUAUUUCAACAUUAAUUUCUUUCAUUGCAUUCCCAGUGGGUCAGAAGUUUACAUACAAUAUAUUAGUAUUUGGUAGCAUUGCCUUUAAAUUGUUUAACUUGUGUCAAACAUUUUGGGAAACAUUCCACAAGCUUCCCACAAUACGUUGGGUGAAUAUUGGCCCAUUCCUCCUGACAGAGCUGGUGUAACUGAGUCAGGUUUGGAGGCCUCCUUGCUCACACACGCUUUUUCAGUUCUGCCCACAAAUGUUCUAUAGGAUUGAGGUCAGGGCUUUGUGAUGGCCACUCCAAUACCUUGACUUUGUUGUCCUUAAGCCAUUUUGCCACAACUUUGGAAGUAUGCUUGGGGUCAUUGUCCAUUUGGAAGACCCAUUUGCGACCAAGCUUUAACUUCCUGACUGAUGUCUUGAGAUUCCUCAUGAUGCCAUCUAUUUUGGGAAGUGCACCAGUCCCUCCUGCAGCAUAGCACCCCCACAGCAUGAUGCUGCCACCCCCGUGCUUCACGUUUGGGAUGGUGUUCUUCGGCUUGCAAGCUACCCCCUUUUUCCUCCAAACAUAACGAUGGUCAUUAUGGCCAAACAGUUCUAUUUUUGUUUCAUCAGACCAGAGGACAUUUCUCCAAAAAGUACGAUCUUUGUCCCCAUGUGCAGUUGCAAACUGUAGUCUGGCUUUUUUAUGGCGGUUUUGGAGCAGUGGGUUCUUCCUUGCUGAGCAGCCUUUCAGGUUAUGUCGAUAUAGGACUCAUUUUACUGUGGAUAUAGAUACUUUUGUACCUGUUUCCUCCAGCAUCUUCACAAGGUCCUUUGCUGUUGUUCUGGGAUUUAUUUGCACUUUUCGCACCAAAGUACGUUCAUCUCUAGGAGACAGAACGCAUCUCCUUCCUGAGCGGUAUGACAGCUGCGUGGUCCCAUGGUGUUUAUACUUGCGUACUAUUGUUUGUACAGAUGAACAUGGUACCUUCAGCCGUUUGGAAAUUGCUCCCAAGGAUGAACCUGACUUGUGGAGGUCUACAAUUUUAUUUCUGAGGUCUUGGCUGAUUUCUUUUGAUUUUCCCAUGAUGUCAAGCAAAGAGGCACUGAGUUUGAAGGUAGGCCUUGAAAUACAUCCACAGGUACACCUCCAAUUGACUCAAAUUAUGUCAAUUAGCCUAUCAGAAGCUUCUAAAACCAUGACAUCAUUUUCUGGAAUUUUCCAAGCUGUUUAAAGGCACAGUCAACUUAGUGUAUGUAAACUUCUGACCCACUGGAAUUGUGAUACAGUGAAUUAUAAGUGAAAUAAUCUGUCUGUAAACAAUUGUUGGAAAAAUUACUUGUGUCAUGCACAAAGUAGAUGUCCUAACUGACUUGCCAAAACUAUAGUUUGUUAACAAGAAAUGUGUGGAGUGGUUGAAAAACGAGUUUUAAUGACUCCAACCUAAGUAUAUGUAAACUUCUGACUUCAACUGUAUUUCUGAGACAACUCUCUGUCUGUCUGUGUCCCCAAUUUUUUUUGUGUGUGUGUGUCCAUUUCCAGGAGUUGCAGAGCAGUUUGCUAUCGCUGAGGCAAAGCUGAAAGCCUGGGCUUCUGUGGAUGACGAUGAGGAAGAAGCUGAUGAAGAGUUCCUCCAGAACAACAGAAACACACUCACACUCUCUACCCAGAGCUCAGGUAAACACAUACACCCACUUUGCACAGAAGUACACCCAAUAUCUGUGUCAUGCAUCUCAUCAUGGGUGUUUCGAUCAUCAUUGCCACCUAAGGCUUUCAAUCCGCAUCGUGGAAAUUCAGCGUUACAGCGUGAUUUAAAUUUAAAAGCAAUGUAACUGUAACGCAUCAGUUUUACAGAUUGAAUAGAGCCCCUAGACUCGGUGCUAUGCCCCAAUAUCCCUCUCUCUUCUUUCUUUCCUUCCCUGUCCGUCACUCGUCCUCUUCUCAUCCCUCCAUCUCUCUCUUCUCAUCCAUCUCCAGGUGUUCUGACUCUUUGCUCCUCCCUCAGACACUGCAACGUCCAAUCACAAGCCUCGAGUGCCAUUCCAGGCUGAGAUUGACAGCAUUAAAGUUCCGCCCUCUAUCAGCUCAACCAGUCCUGUGGGCUCUAGCAGCAAUAGCCUGCACUGUGAUAGGCCCACAUCUCAGAAUGACCCGGCUCCACAGCAAAACGACCAGCCUACUCUAGAGAGUGACCGGGCUAGCCCUUUCCCCAGAGAGGGGGAACUAGUGGAUGGUGAGGAUCAGCCUGUACCACUGCUAGAGGCCGGCGGGGGUGUCUGUAUCGUCCACAAGCCUGACUGGAGGCCGAGAAUCAGAAGCAGUAGGUUUGACUCCUGCUAUUCAACCUCUCACUCUGAGUCUCUUGGAGAGGAGGAAGCGGAAGAGGGGGGUGAAGAGGGGAGUGUGUUUCAGGAAGGUAGAGAGUGGCACUCCUGCCAGAGCCAGAGAAGCUUCUUCUCCGACAGAGGCUCGUCAGGAGUGGCGUCAUUCGAUGAGGAAGAGUAGGAGGUGGAGGAGAAGAAAAGAGAGAGCAUUUGAUGUUAUGUGUUUUUUCAUCUUGUAGGUGUACCCCUUGGAUAGUCUGUUGACUCUUAGAUAUGUAACUUAGUGAUGGCUAGCCUUUACCCAUCUUCCAUCCUUCCUUCCUUCCUUCCU